UGCUCUAGACCGGUUCAAGGCCUUCUACAAUAACAGGAUUGUGCCAGAGUUAGACAACAUGUUUGAGAACAUACCUAAUUUUCCAUUAAAAAUAGAAAAGAUGCUGUACGAUGGUCCAAACGGAAUCUACAAGAAUGGAGCUCCUGACGGAUCUAGACCAGGAAUUUUCUACGCAAAUGUCAAUUCUAAAGUGCCGACAUUCGACAUGGCAGCUUUAUUGCUUCACGAGACUGACCCGGGACACCACCUACAAGAUUCCUACGCUCUCACCGCUCAGGGUAUACCGAUCUUCCGGAAAGUAACAGAUUUCUCCAAGUAUUUCGGUGUGCCUCUGCAUUUCCCUUUCUACACGGCAUAUUCUGAGGGAUGGGGACUGUAUUCUGAAGAUUUAGGCGAAGACCUUAAUAUUUUUAAAGACGAUAUGGAAAGGUUUGGGAAAUACGGCUUGGAAAUAUUUCGUGCAGCUCGGCUUGUUGUGGAUACAGGUAUUCAUGCUAAAAAUUGGUCACGUGAUCAUGCGAUUGAAUACAUGACCAACUACACAGCUUACACUCCGGAAUUUAUUGCCAAGGAAAUAGAUCGUUAUUCCACAUGGCCAGCCCAAGCAACAACUUACAUGAUCGGAAAACUGAAGAUACGGGAACUUAGGAAAAGAGCGUCUGAACGUCUCUGUAACUUUGAAAAAGACAAAUUGAUAAAACCAUUACACAGCGUUAUCCUAAGCAAUGGAGCUAUGCCUAUAAGUGUGAUGCAGGACGAAUUUAAUGAGUGGAUCAAGAUGGAGUUGUUGAAGAAUGUACGGAAAGGAACAUGUGUAAAGGAUGUGACGGACAGAGUCGAACAGUUCCACAAUAUCCAGUCUUUCGUUAUCUUUAUGUGUACAUUUAUUGCUGUUUUGUACACAACUGAUGUCUGAUUCAACCAAUUUAUAACCGGCUUUACCAUUGUUUUUUAGCUAAUAAUGUGGUCAGUUCUAGCACGACCCUAAUUAAUGUAAAGAAUCACUGUUAAAAUUAAGUUAUAGCGGCGCAUUGGAAAAGAAAACCGAACGAAACGGGAUGGUGUCCUAGACAAGAUUUAAUUCAACGACAAAAUCACUGUUUUGGAUCAUAUUAUGUCUUAGUAAUCAUUUAAACAAUGUUAUUAUAAGUUUUUCUUAUAGAAAAAUAUCGAAGACUUCGGCUGAGGAACGAUUUCGAUGAGAGUAUUAAUAUUCCAUUGCAAUUUUUUGUCAGUUUCAAUAAAAAAGUUAAAAAGUUUCA
Mercenaria mercenaria is the source of this 1262-nucleotide messenger RNA. RefSeq lists its product as uncharacterized. The transcript has 7 exons. The record is from RefSeq and is a predicted model, not a curated record. NCBI's taxonomy places the organism in Eukaryota, Metazoa, Mollusca, Bivalvia, Venerida, Veneridae. The coding region runs from base 59 to 916 and encodes 285 amino acids.